AUGGCCCGAGGCUUACCACCUGGUGUAACAUACGUCGCUCAGUGUUUGCCUGGUUUAUUGCUUCCUCCAGCCUCUACAUUCGCUCUCAUCUCCAUCAUCGAGACACUUCUGGAUGUUCGCGUAUCAGCGUUCCAAUACACAUGCGCAGUUCUUCUAUCUUUGCCAGUGGCAUUUGUACUGAGCGUUCAGUAUACCGCAUACGUGAACCGGAGGGGUGCCGCUGCGCGCGGUGCAGUCAUGCCACCGUAUGUCCAGUCUGAUAAAUUUGCAGGGGUCGAUCUGGUGGCUGCGAUGGUCCAUGACUUCAAGAAUAAUCAUCCUGUUGACUUAAUGAAUGAAUGGUCCGAGAAAUAUGGUCAUACAUUUACCAUCCGAACUUUUUUCGAAAACAAGAUCUUCACUUCGGAGCCCGAACAUGUGAAGGCUAUACUUGCUUCACAAUUCAACGAUUUUGCAAAAGGGCCUAUGAGAUAUCAGCUAAGUUCCUUAUUGGGGGAAGGGGUAUUCAGCUCAGAUGGUGAUGUUUGGAAAUUUCAUCGAAGUAUGACUCGGCCGUUCUUUACCAGAGAUCGCAUAAGCCAUUUCGAUAUAUUCAAUCGCCACGCUGAAGAUGUCAUUGAACAAAUAAGAAUCCGCCUUCUGGAAGGUUAUCCCAUUGACUUCCAGGACGCUAUUCGCCGCUUCACCCUGGAUUCGGCAACCGAGUUUCUUUUCGGCAAAGAUGUCAAGUCUCUAUCUGCCGGACUUCCUUACCCUCCGAAUUCACCCCUGGACAUUGUCAAGUCUCAUCCUGCGAACGACUUUGCCGAGGCUUUUGGAGAUGCACAGAUGGCCUCCGCGCUGCGCUCACGGUAUGGUGGCAAAUGGCCAUUGGCCGAGUUUUGGAAAGAUAAGGUUCAUACCUACAUGGAUGUAAUCGACGAAUUUGUCAAUCCUAUCAUUGCCGAGGCUUUGGAAAAGAAGAAAGCCAUGCAAAGUAGCAGUGGAAAUGACCUAAAAGGGAAUUUUGACAGGGAAGUGAAGGAUGGUGAGACCCUGUUGGACCACCUCGUCAACUAUACAGAGGACCUUAAAAUGCUGAAAGACGAAACGCUCAACAUCAUGAUUGCCGGCGGUGACACCACUGCGUCCACGCUAUCCUUUAUGAUAUAUCAGCUAUCUCAAAACCCCAGGAUCCUUGACCGCUUACGUGAAGAGAUCAUAAACAAGGUCGGGCUUACUGAUAGGCCUACUUAUGACGACAUUCGGGAUAUGAAAUAUCUCAGAGCUGUUAUCAACGAAACGCUUCGACUACAUCCUGCCGUUCCCUCUAACAUAAGGAUCAACUAUUCUGUACUAUUGAUGCAUCGUCGGAAAGAUCUUUGGGGUCCAGAUGCGCAAGACUUUGACCCCGACAGAUUUAUCGAUGAACGGCUGCACAAAUAUUUGACGGCUAACCCGUUUAUCUUCAUUCCCUUCAAUGCAGGACCCAGGAUUUGUCUUGGUCAACAGUUUGCCUAUAAUCAGAUAUCGUUCUUCCUAAUCCGCUUCCUACAAAAGUUUUCGUCCAUAACACUCGCCACUGAUGAGCAGUUUGCUCCACCUUCCCACUGGGCAGGGGCUUCUGACCGGAAAUCGAUAGAAAAGAUCUAUCCAAAGUAUCACCUCACCAUGUAUGUGCACGGCGGUGUUUGGGUCAGGCUGGAGGAAGCGGUACAUGAAUAG
Messenger RNA from Serpula lacrymans var. lacrymans S7.9, 1704 nucleotides. RefSeq lists its product as uncharacterized. The coding region runs from base 1 to 1704 and encodes 567 amino acids. The transcript is spliced from 16 exons. NCBI's taxonomy places the organism in Eukaryota, Fungi, Basidiomycota, Agaricomycetes, Boletales, Serpulaceae. Gene Ontology annotation, molecular function: monooxygenase activity; oxidoreductase activity, acting on paired donors, with incorporation or reduction of molecular oxygen; iron ion binding. The record is from RefSeq and is a predicted model, not a curated record.